AUGAAAUUCAUUAAUUCAAUUGCGUUAACUGUUUUAGCUGUUUUAACUUCUGCUGCUGCUAUUGAAAAAAGAGAAGCUGGUGGUUAUGAUGAUUAUAAACCAACUAGAACGUAUGAUAACAAUUAUGAUGAUGGUUAUAUUACUACCUUUAGGCGUUAAGGAAUAUUACGAUGAUGAUAAAGAUUAUGGUAAACAUGGUAAAGGCUAUGAUUAUGAUUUAGAUUUAGUUUGUGAAAUUGAUGAUGGUCAAUUAAUUUAUGAUGAUUGUCAUAAAUACAAACCUUAUUCAAUUUAUGAUAAUGAUUAUGAUAAUGAUUAUGAUAAUGAUUAUGAUCAUGGAGAUGAUGAUCAUAAAAAAAAAAAAUAUAAUUGGAAAAGAGGUGACCAUAAUGAUUAUGAAACUUACGAUGAUGAUUAUGAACCAUUUAGAGCUUUCAAACAUCCAUUUUUAAAAAUUAGAAAAAAUCAACUUGAUACUUUCUUCAAAUUAAAAAAAACUGUUUUAACUACUUUAUUCUCCAAAAAAAUUGUUGAAGUUGUUGCUAAUCAUCAAUUACAAGCUGAUUACCCUGUUCAACCAGAUGCAUUAUUUACUAAAGGUUUUUCAAUCGUUUACAAACACGGUUAUUGGGUUUUAGCUUUAAAUAAGUCAACCAAAUUUUACAAUGCAGCUAUCAAUUCACAAAAAUCCGCUUUCAAAAUUUAUGAUGCUCCAAUUACUAAUGAAUCAAAAGCAAUUGAAUUAGUUAUCAUUGUUCUUGAAGAUGAAAAAAGAAAACAUAAAUACUGA
Molecule: messenger RNA, 790 nt
Organism: Insectozyma verbasci
Lineage: Eukaryota; Fungi; Ascomycota; Pichiomycetes; Serinales; Debaryomycetaceae
Source: the annotation of a GenBank genome assembly